AUGGCCACUGAGUCUCCUCAAGCCGGCGUGCGCGUCGCAGCUACCCUUCCAGCCCUUUCUCUUCGCAAGAUCCUUCUCGUGCAUCUUAUCAUAUUCCAAGAGGCGCUAUUUGGCUGCCAUGUCUUCGGAAUCAGGAUAUCAUGGCUAAACCGAACGUCACGACCCGGCGUUCCGGAAGCGCUCUUCGACUACGAUCGAUCGGAAUCUGGGAGCCCGGAUCCAACACGACUGAGCCCGGGCAGUGAAUAUCGCGCAGUGGUCUUCAAGCACUAUUGCGAGACAUUUUGCAUCAUGAUGAAGCCUUUCGUAACCCGGCACCUCUGUGAGCUUCUCGACAUCGGCCACACGGUUACUUGGAUCAAUUUCAUAGCCAAACCGCAUUUCCGCAUACUCACAGAUUGGGCAGAGAUGGAUGAAUUGAUAUCCCACUCUUGUCUAUUGAUAUCCGAUGGUAACGAUGGGAACUAUGUCUUCGAUGGCACUGCCGAUCAAUAUGGACGAGACUGGAAGACACAUUGGUUCAUGGCACGGGAGGAGCUUGUUGCAAACUUUCUGGAUCCCAAGUACUCGGACCUGAGGGACAUUUGGACGACGGACGAACAGGGGGAGGUCGCCAAGUGCGAAAGGCUUGAGGGAAAGGAUUGCAGCCACGGAUACUGGGCGGUCGGAUACUGGGUAGUCGCGCGCAGGCGUAUGGAGCAGAUAUUCCAGGAGCUGAACUGGGCAUCUCUCCGUGGGCUGUCGGACGACGAUGUAGAGGAACGUAUCCGUUCCCUGAGCAUGGCCAAGUUUGAGGGGGCAUUCGAGGAAGCGCAGUUGGAUUAG
This is a messenger RNA of Alternaria ethzedia, 825 nucleotides long. RefSeq lists its product as uncharacterized. Lineage: Eukaryota; Fungi; Ascomycota; Dothideomycetes; Pleosporales; Pleosporaceae. The coding region runs from base 1 to 825 and encodes 274 amino acids. The record is from RefSeq and is a predicted model, not a curated record. The transcript is spliced from 2 exons.